UGUUGGUGAUCCUGCAGAGUUCAGCUGAGGCAGCCCGGAGCAGCCAUCCCAGACUGAGUCUAUCUCACAGAGAGCUGUGGGACCUGAACAGGACCUGGGUGUUCCACGGCCAGCGGGGGGCGCUGGACCUGCGCACCAUGCUGCUGGAUGAGUACCAGGAGAGGCUGUUCGUAGGAGGGCGGGACACUCUGUACUCUCUGAGCCUGGAGCGCAUCAACGCGGAGCACAAAGAGAUACACUGGCCGUGCACAGCCACACAAGUAGACGAAUGUCUGAUGAAAGGCAGAGAAAAGUCUGAGUGCGCCAACUACAUCAAGGUGCUUCACCAAUACAACAGGACCCACCUGCUGGCCUGUGGGACGGGCGCGUUCGACCCCGUUUGCGCCUUCAUCCGUGUGGGACGCUGGACUGAGGACAGGCUGUUUCUCCUGGAGGCCGAUGCUGUGGAGUCCGGGCGGGGACGCUGCCCCUACGACCCCAACAGCUCUUGCGUCUCGACUUUCUCAAGAGGGGAGCUGUACGUCGGACUUUACACCGAUUACUGGGAGAACGACGCCGCUCUCUGUCGCCUGAGCGACCACAGCCACACCAGGACGGAGAGAGACGACAGGCAGCAGCUGAACGAGCCGAAGUUUGUUGGGUCCGUUGUUAUUCCUGACAACGACGACGGGGACGAUGACAAAGUGUACUUCUUCUUCACGGAAAAAGCUAUCGACACGGAGAGCGGGAACAACGCUGUUUACUCCAAGGUUGCAAGAGUCUGCGCGAACGACGUGGGCGGCCAGAGGAUGCUCGUGAACAAGUGGAGCUCCUUCUCCAAGACCCGCUUGAUCUGCUCCGUCCCGGGGCCCAAUGGGAUCGACACGCAUUUCGACGAGCUAGAGGACGUGUUUGUGCUGCGGAAGAAGGACGAGAAAAACCCGGAGAUCUUCGGCCUGUUCAGCACCACCAGCAACAUCUUCAAGGGCUACGCUGUGUGUGUCUACCACAUGGACCACAUCCGGGCGGCUUUCAACGGACCCUUUGCCCACAGGGACCGCCCCGAGCACCACUGGACUGCCUUCGAGGGCAAGGUCCCUUUCCCAAGACCUGGAUCAUGCGCCAGUCGGGUGAACGGGGGCCGUUACACCAGCUCCAAGGAGUACCCGGACGAGGCGCUGCGCUUUGCGCGGGACCACCCCGUCAUGUUCCAGCCAGUGCAGCCCCUCCGCCGGCGGCCCGUGCUGCUCAGGGCGGACGGCGAGCGGAGGCUCACGCAGGUGGCCGUGGACCGGGUGGAGGCGCAGGACGGCCACUACGACGUGCUCUUCAUCGGGACAGAUGAUUCUGUUGUGUUGAAAGUGAUCACCAUUUACAACAAGGACACUGACACCAUGGAAGAAGUCCUUCUGGAGGAACUGCAUGUUUUCAAGGUUCCGGUGCCAAUCACUGAAAUUCUAAUCUCCGCUAAAAGGCAACAGCUGUACGUGGGAUCGGAGUUCGGAGUGGCCCAGGUGAAGGUGCACCAGUGCGACCUGUACGGCUCGGCGUGUGCAGACUGCUGCCUGGCGCGGGACCCCUACUGCGCCUGGGACGGGGUGACCUGCUCCAGGUACGACCCAGCGGGGCUCCACGCCAAAAGGCGCUUCCGGAGACAAGACGUUCGUCAUGGAAACGCGGUUCAGCAGUGCAACGGGCUGCAGGUGAAUGGAGAGCAGCUCCAGAAAUCAGAGGAGAAGUCCGUGUUCGGGGUAGAAAACAACAGCACCCUGCUCGAAUGCAGCCCCAGAUCGCCGCUGGCCAAAGUCCUCUGGUUCAUACAACGAGGCGCUGACAAGGAGGAGGUGAGAGGGGACGAGAGGGUGGUAAAGACGCCGCAUGGCCUGCUGUUUCUCAAGCUGCGGAGGAUGGACGCCGGCAUUUACCUGUGUCAGUCAGCAGAGCACGGCUUCAUCCAGGAGGUGGCGCGGGUCUCCCUGGAGGUCCUGGAGGAGGAGCGGGUGGAGGAGCUCUUCCACAGGGCGGAGGAGGAUGAGGCGGGCGACGCCCACCUCAAGGCUCCGCCCUGCCCGCUCCCGCAGGGCUCCGCCUCCAAGCUCUGGUACAAGGAGUUCCUCCAGCUCAUCGGCUACAGCAACUUCCACAGGGUGGAGGAGUACUGCGAGAGGGUGUGGUGCUCCGACCGCAAGCGCAAGAAGCUCAAGUCCCUGCAGCCCAAGUGGAAGUACUCCCACGCACAGGAGAGGCGGGGGAGGGCGAGGGGGGACCACCACCGCUCACCCAGACACGCCCCGGGCACCUGAGGAGCUCCGCCCCCUCCCUCCAAACAGUAAAACUUCUCCAAAUUCAAUCUCACGCCACACAGCGCAAAGGCCUGCCCCUUUUGGGAACAGACUGGGGACAGAAUCCAACCCCUUAACUGGGUUCAGGUGAAAAGCAGUCGAAGAGCUGCAGGGACUCAUCACCUAAAGAAGUAUAAGCUGUGUUUAUGUUC
Megalops cyprinoides (Indo-Pacific tarpon) is the source of this 2473-nucleotide messenger RNA. RefSeq names its product semaphorin-3E-like. Gene Ontology annotation, biological process: negative chemotaxis; negative regulation of axon extension involved in axon guidance; semaphorin-plexin signaling pathway. NCBI's taxonomy places the organism in Eukaryota, Metazoa, Chordata, Actinopteri, Elopiformes, Megalopidae. The transcript has 17 exons. Gene Ontology annotation, molecular function: chemorepellent activity; semaphorin receptor binding. The coding region runs from base 138 to 2282 and encodes 714 amino acids. The record is from RefSeq and is a predicted model, not a curated record.